Molecule: messenger RNA, 816 nt
Organism: Fusarium mangiferae
Lineage: Eukaryota; Fungi; Ascomycota; Sordariomycetes; Hypocreales; Nectriaceae
Exons: 1
Coding region: 1-816 (271 amino acids)
Source: RefSeq, a predicted model, not a curated record
AUGAGCGAUAUCAGUACCGAGGAAGAGCAGAGCCCAAAUCCGACGUUUUGGCUCGAGUUUCGCACUUUUGAUGAUGGUCUCUCCUCACAAGUCAACUCGUCAUCCACUCUCACCGCAUUUCCUCAAUUCGCACAACUACCGCCUGAGCUGCGUCUACGAAUAUGGUCAUGCCUCAUUCAACCCCGCAUUAUCGUCGUCUGCUGUCUUCAGCGCGACGAACGGCUUGAUCAAAGACUUGAUGAACUAAAUCAGCGGUCGCGUGGCAGAUCGGUGCCUGUAUUGUUGCACAUCAACCGCGAGGCGCGAUAUCUAGCCUUGCAGCAUUAUGAGCUUGCCUUUGGCUGGCGCAUAUCCAAGCUCCUUUCAGACACGCCCGUAUCUGAACCGCCGCGCGUGUGGUUCAAUUUCGCCCUUGACGCUGUAUAUCUUGCAGGUGAACUAGAGGCGUAUGACAUCUACGGCUUCAACUCGGCAAUGGUGUAUUUCUUACGACGGGAAGACACCCGCAGGGUCAAGCAUCUCGCCUGCGUGCUCUCGGAGCUCGGCUAUGCAGAACAGGAAAGUGAUCAGGUGUUUGGAUGCUUGUGGCACGUUGUCGAUGGUUUUCCUGCUGCGAAGAAGGUCCUGCUGGUCGUAGGCGAAAAGGAUGAGGAGGCUUUGAAGGGAAGUAAGUUGUUGAGCACAGAUAACGUGAUGCAGAAGAUAUGGAAUGGUUUCUUGGGUGGAUCAGCAACCGAGACGAGUUCGAGGAUGGCGGAUAAGUCAAUGCUUAUGAUCGAAGAACACGAUCUGCCGGGGUUCAUUGCGAGGCAAUGA